Closterium sp. Naga37s-1 is the source of this 468-nucleotide messenger RNA. Lineage: Eukaryota; Viridiplantae; Streptophyta; Zygnematophyceae; Desmidiales; Closteriaceae. The record is from the annotation of a GenBank genome assembly.
AUGGCCGCCGUUAACGCCUCGGCUGUGGCUACCGCCAUUUCCGCCAUCGCUCAGCCCCGCAGCACGAGAAAGGCUGUGUCAGGCUCUGUGCACUUUAACCCGCUUAGAGUGACUGCCGCCCGACCAGCAGUGCGCGUUUCUCGCAGCAACGUCGCGGUGGUGCGCGCCGCGACGGAGGAGACGGCAGGCACGAUUCAAGGGUUCAUUGACGACGUGAAGGCCAAGUGGGACGGCGUGGAGGACAAGGGCACGUUGGCGCUGUACGCGGGCGGGUCCGUGGCCACCGUGUGGCUCUCCGCCACCAUCGUCAACGCCGUCAACGCCCUCCCCGUUGUGCCCAACGUACUGGAGCUGGUGGGCACCGUGUACUCGGGCUGGUUCGUCUACCGCUACCUGCUCUUCAAGUCGAGUCGCAAGGAGCUGGGUGAACUAGUUGAGGAUAUCAAGGCCCGCAUCACACGCGCCUGA